UAUUUUCGUUGGCCUUUCACCACCUAUCACUAGUAUUUACUAUCAACCUUCUGUUGUGUUCCAUACAAGCCCUGCUACCGUUCGCAGCUCAGCCCUGCGUUAGCGAGAGCGCACGGUUAUUGCGCAAAAGUUGGUUCCCUGCGCGCUGAGCUCAUAGCAUCCCUAAGGCUCCCGAGCCUUCCCCAUAUCCGAGAAAUUCCUGCUGUACCCUCACAGCUCACUCCACCAUCACCUGCACAGCCGGCGAGCAUCACCGCAGCACGUCGCUUACUAUCCUUCGCCCGGGUGACGCAAUUUUCCACCCAUACACAGCCCCAGCUUGCCGUGUGCCCAGAAUCCGUUCACGCGGCGACCAAGAUCAAAGGCAUGCACGCGACACCCCAGCUGCCACCCAUCCACCCACGCAUCGGUACCUCUACCGCUAGGAGCCUCAACGCUUCUCCAUAACUGAGCGCAAACAUCAGCAAUGGCGUUCAACUUCAACUGGUCGCCGCUGCUGGCCGACACUUCGCGCGCGCGAGACAUGCUCACAACGGCGCUGAACAAAUCGCCGAAGCCGCCUAUCAUCGUUGACGACAUCAUCGUGACCGAACUCAACCUUGGGUCAACACCACCAGAAUUGGAGAUUUUAGAGAUUGGCGACCUGGCAGAAGAUCGGUUUAGGGGCAUCUUCAAAAUGGCAUAUACCGGCGAUGCGUUCCUGACACUGAAGACGAAAGUCCAGGUCAAUCCGCUCCGGACACACCUAUCAACGAAACCAGACUUCGCAUCGCCACAACCUCUGGCAGCAGCAUCUGGUCUGACAAUACCGUUAUCCAUUACUUUAUCGAAUUUUCGGUUAUCAGGUUUCGUCAUCUUGGUGUUCUCGAAACAGAAGGGCUUGACAUUGGUGUUCAGGAACGACCCCCUGGAGUCUCUGAAGGUCUCUUCCACGUUCGAUUCGAUACCAUUCGUCCGCGACUAUUUACAGAAGGAAAUCGAGGGACAGUUGCGAGUACUGUUCAUGGAGGACUUGCCUGCUAUCAUUCACCGGUUAUCGUUGCGCUUGUGCUCGCCAGAAUUUCGAGAAAUGGAGGAGGAGAGGCUAGAGGGCCCCAAGGAUGACGUCGCCGCAGUGGACCCGUUCGCGACACCCCCACAAGACGCAGUCGAUGCAUUCGGUAAUCCCCUCGACGAGUCGCAGAUCUCCGAAAUCGCGCUCGAACCUGCGGGUGAGAUUCACGCAUCAUUCUCGCAGAAGAAUAUCCUUCGCUUAGCCGCCCUUUCCGAAUCACAACGCACCCUAUCGCUCUUCACACCAGGCAUUCGAGAUGCUGUAUUCCGUGCUUGGGCUGGGCCAGAUCGUGAUGCGUCUGGCACCGCAACACCAGCACUCACAAGAGGCAGCCUAUCGAGAAUCCAGUCCACCUUUGGCACCUUGAGGUCAGGGGCUUCAUCUGUCGCGUCUGGAAGCCAGGAUACCCACGACACGCACGAAACGCUCGACUCGCGCCCAACUGUAUCUUCUACCACCUAUUCGAUGUCAGGUCUGACACUGGGCGCGGGACGAUCACGCACAGGUGGCAUGCGAAAGCGCAAGAAGCGCGUUGUGGACCUUCGUAAGAAGACGACCGAGCCCAACGUAGAUGACACCUCAGCAGAUGGACAAAGCGAGAUGGCAAGCACCUACGUCUCGGAGACUUCGAGCAUCGUGCAUGGCGACAGGGAGACUGGAGAAGUUGUUACACCACCACUUAGCCCAGUACAACCCGGAUUGCAACAAGAAGGGCCGCAUGGCGUCCUUGACUAUGGUGAACCAAGCACGCUCGUCGAUACCACAGGGUCCACCGACACGUUGUUGCCUGCUGCUCCGUUCCUCUCAGAACCGCCAAGGAUUUCGAGAUCAAAGACGAAGCAGCAUGAUAUCUAUAAUGACGAGACUAUCAAGGCCCGGCCAUCUUCAAAAAGACCUCCGCUCUCACACAGUCAAAUCCGCCAAGCUCAGCAAUCUACAUCACCGCUACUUCGCUCGUUGUCGUUCGACAAAAUUGCGCUUGCAUCACCACCCAAUGAGGCCGAGAGCUCCGGUGGCAUUUUGGAGCAAGCGUGGAUGACGAAAAUGGCACAAGAGAUUGCGAGGAAGGUUCAACAAGAAAAGGACCGCGGGCACCCUACCCGAGACCGGUCGCCUCUUGCUCGAGGCUCUAAACGUCCCACCGGAGGCAUCUGGGCUUCUGAGGAGGAGUUAGAGGCGCCACCUGCUUAUGUUGCUUAGAGCAUAUUGUUCAGCAACAUCUAAUGAUUCAUGCAUAAUGAUGGCGUUUUUGGUUUGUUUGUUCUUUACUGUCUUACAUUUACUUUGUUAGUCGCAUUCCCUUUGUGGUUCGUUUCUUUGAGUUGUGACAAAAGUUCAAGGGAACCGUUGUCUUGUUGUGCAACCAUGUAAGAUAUAGUGUGAGGGAUAGAGAUCCCUUUUGGAUAGAUGGAGCCCGAUGAGGCGGACAAGUACCUUGCGAUGUAUCUAUAGUCUCGCGGAGCGGCAGCCUCAGUCUUGCAACUGGCUGUAUAGCGUAUACCCAAGUUGCUGUUAUAAACGGGGAGAGUAUUAGCUAGUAGUAAUACACCAACUGACACUCA
Messenger RNA from Boeremia exigua, 2616 nucleotides. RefSeq lists its product as uncharacterized. Lineage: Eukaryota; Fungi; Ascomycota; Dothideomycetes; Pleosporales; Didymellaceae. The transcript has a single exon. Gene Ontology annotation, biological process: phospholipid transport; mitochondrion organization. Bases 467 to 2254 code for a protein of 595 amino acids. The record is from RefSeq and is a predicted model, not a curated record. Gene Ontology annotation, cellular component: ERMES complex. Gene Ontology annotation, molecular function: lipid binding.